Phytophthora nicotianae INRA-310 is the source of this 2512-nucleotide messenger RNA. RefSeq lists its product as hypothetical. NCBI's taxonomy places the organism in Eukaryota, Oomycota, Peronosporomycetes, Peronosporales, Peronosporaceae. Gene Ontology annotation, molecular function: GTPase activity; GTP binding. The record is from RefSeq and is a predicted model, not a curated record. The transcript is spliced from 2 exons. The coding region runs from base 81 to 2267 and encodes 728 amino acids.
UGCUAAUCACAUGGACCAUCACUCCUGAUGACACAUUUGUUGCCUUUCUUGACAAACAACAAAAAUCAGUUCCGCACGACAUGGUCUCCUCUGCGUCCACUCUUGCGUUGUCGGCACCGCUUCCCUUUGUGACGCUCUCGGACGAUGGCAGCUUUGAGAUCGCACCCGAGGCAGUCACCUACCUACAGCAGAUCCGAGGCGAUAUCGCCGUGGUGGCUAUCGCUGGUCUCUACCGCACGGGCAAGUCGUACCUGCUAAACUUGCUGCUCGGAAGGGACCAGGAGAGCGAAAUGUUCGACGUCGGAGCCACCGUGAACGCCUGUACCAAAGGAAUCUGGAUCUGGGGCCAACCAGCAGGCAGCCAGACCCGUCAUCCGGCAUUUAAACACCUCAGUAAAGACACCACUAUCGUCUUCAUGGACACGGAAGGUCUGGGCUCCACCCAACGCUCACAAACUCAGGACACGAGAAUCUUCGCUUUGGCUCUGCUACUCUCCUCCACGUUCAUCUAUAACAGCCGAGGAGUCAUCGAUGCUAGUGCCAUUGAGGACUUAUCACUCGUGGUUAACUUAACUAAGUACAUUCAAGCAAAGGCUCACAAGACGGAGACAGAGAACGGCAGUGAGCUGUCUGUGUUUUUUCCAGACUUUCUGUGGGUUGUGAGGGAUUUCACGCUUCAAUUGCAAGAGGACGGGAAGAAAGUGACGUCCAAAGAUUAUUUUGAAAGUGCAUUAAAGCAACAGCCACCACUGACAGAGGAAGUGGUGCAGAAGAACAGAAUUCGAUCGCUCUUGUCGACGUUCUUCCCGUCCAGAGAUUGUGUCACAAUGGUGCGGCCGUUAAGUGACGAAGCGCUACUGAGAGACUUGAUCCGACAGCCUUAUGACUCGUUGAGACCAGAAUUUCGGGAGCAGAUGGAAGUGCUGAGAAAUAAGUUAUCGACUUUACUAAAGCCGAAGACGAUGAUGUCUAAAGUGCUGAAUGGAGCGAUGCUGCUGUCGCUGACCGAGAAUUACGUUGCAGCUUUCAACAGCGGGUCUAGUCCAGUGAUAACUUCGGUAUGGGAUCGGGUCUUGGAGUCUCAAUGUGAUCAGGCGUUGGAGUCGGCCAAACAGGUUUUCCAAGCCGCGAUGGAUGCUGCUAUCACGGAAAAGACGACUCCAGUGAUGGUGAACCAAGUGAUGCGUGCACGUCCACUUGAAGACGCUGAGUUGGCAAUGAUAUACGAAACAGCUCGCGAGGCAGCAGAAAACGAAUUGUUGCGCGAAGAUAUCACGUCGUACUCGUCUAUUGAAGCGUACAUGCUUCAACUCUCGGAGUAUACUCUCGAUAUUUUGCAGAGCAAGUACACAGACAACGAUGGAGCGUCGACUGCUUACAACAAAGACUUACUCCAGGAACUAUACGUCUCCAAGAAGAAAUCCAUUGACGACUCAGCGUCGAUCGCUGGAGACGGCACUCAGUAUUUGCAAGACCAGUUGACAUCCUCCCGAGAUUUGUUGGAAGACAUCGUGACUCAAUACAAUUCUCGAGCAUUAGGACCCUGCAAGAGCUCGAUCCUGAACAACUUUCUCGUCGAGAAGAUGGUUGAGAGUAUAUUCGAGUGGGGCACUCAAGUGAAAACGGUGUUUCGCUCCAACGAGGCAAAACUCGUGAGUGACAUCGCAUCCACUCAGCAGAAUUUGCGCUCGAUUGAGGCGAAAGUUCGUGUAGCACAGGAGAUGCUGAGUCAACAGAAAGAAUCUUACGAAAAAGCUCUGCACUCGAUCACCGAGCGCAUAACAAGUGAACGAUGCACUCUCCGCGAUGAAAUUGAGAGUAAGCUAGCGGAAAUUGAGCGAACUCGUCUGCAAAUCGAGCGAUUGGGAGCACUUCAUCAAGAGGCUUUGGAUCGCUUAGACAAGCAGAUUGAAGAAGCCAAGGAGGAGCGAAAGCGGCUCGAGACUAGUGUUCGUGAUGCUGAAGCUCGUCGAGAAAGUGAACGCCAAGAAGCGCAGCGACAAAUGCUAGAGAACGAACGCAGCUUUCACAACGAAGAGAAAAAUUUACUGCAAGGUCAGCAGCAGUUUCUACAUAAAGUCCUCGAGCUGGAACGACAACUCGGUGAACAAGAUACCGACCACAUUGCAGAGCUGUAUCGUAUUGAGAAGGAAAAUCAGGAUGAAAUUUCAAAGUUGUCUCUCCAGCACCAAGACGAGCAGGAAGAGCUGAAGGAAAACGUAAUUCGGGUAAGUACCCGCUAUCAGGGAGCUACGUACUGGUACUAACUUGUUUUGGUUUGAUUCAGGACAUUCGAACUUUGAAAAACGAACAAGAAGAGGAGAUUAGUGCACUUCAAAGUAAACUAGACGAGAAGAAGGCUCAUGUUGCUUCGCUUCGUGAACAACUUGAACACAAGGAAACAGAGGCAGCUAGGAAAAAAGCAAAAGCCAGCCAACUUUUUGGUGGAGAGGAAUGCAUCGUCCAGUGAGAAAAAUAAAAGCAAAAAUCUGAUGCAUUUUUGAUCUUAUCC